AUGGAUGGAUGGAUAACGGUGAGUGAGCGAGUAUGUGUGUAUGUGAGUGUGUGCAUAUGUGCAUGCAUGUGUGUAUGUGUAUGUAUAUAUUUGUUGGGAAGGGAUAUGGCAUCUACACGAAGACGCCAAUUGGGUGCACUAGAUGGAGCGAUAGAAGGGCCAUAUUCACGAUGGAUGUCCCCCAAGGGAUGGGCGCUUGUGGAACGGAAGAGUUACUGCUGCGCUGUUGUUGCUCGUUGA
This is a messenger RNA of Cercopithifilaria johnstoni, 240 nucleotides long. The record is from the annotation of a GenBank genome assembly. NCBI's taxonomy places the organism in Eukaryota, Metazoa, Nematoda, Chromadorea, Rhabditida, Onchocercidae.